Molecule: messenger RNA, 1350 nt
Organism: Cylicocyclus nassatus
Lineage: Eukaryota; Metazoa; Nematoda; Chromadorea; Rhabditida; Strongylidae
Source: the annotation of a GenBank genome assembly
AUGCCAGACAGACAUGCAACAGCUUCUGUGCACAGCACUAUUGCUGGUAUUAUUUUUGAAUUUGUUAAAAUCGUCAGAGUUCGCGAUAUCCAUAUUUACCACUUUAAGGCAGCCAUUGCUCCAUUCGCUUUGGCAAAACAGUGCACCUACGCAGAUCAGAGCGCCGGCUUGGCUGAAGAUAAUCAAACCGCAGUGCUAAAGGCCGUAAACGAUGCUCGUCAAAAGUUAGCCAAUGGAAUCCAGACGAAUGGAAAAAUAGAUGCUGAUACUGAUGGACCCCCUCUGCCACCAGGACAGAUCGAUGCCUUAACAUGGAGCUGUUCUUUGGAGGAAGCAGCAAAAGUCAUAUUGACUGCUGAUUGCUCAACGGCUGAGCAUAUGCCACCAACUGGAAAUACCGGAUUAUUCAACUACGGCUACGGGUCUGGCGAGGGCUACGAGAUGUACUACCUAAUUGGCGAUGAUGCCGUGCUAGAUCAAUGGUUGAAGCAAAUUGAAAGUUUCGGACUCAAAAAUGACUUUAUUGGAGAAGAAGAUGUUAAAUUCGACGGUACUACGGGCUUGGCCCAAUAUGCAAAUCUUAUGCGCGAGGAUAUAACCGAGAUUGGAUGUGUUGAGAGUGUAUGUAAAAAUGAUGAUGGAGAUGACCUCACCUUGGUGUAUUGUCUAACCGACAAUGAACGCAAAGCCACCAGUGCGGCACCGACACCGCAGUCGCCGGCGGAGUUUCCUCCAGCUACUUCAGGACCAAACGAGAGGUGUCCACAAAACACUGGAAUGCACGAUACUCUCAGAACCAAAUUCUUAGAUAUGCACAAUUAUCGCAGGGCAGAACUUGCGAAAGGAAACGUUGCUAAAAGGAACGGGAAUUAUUUACCUCAAUCAUCUGACAUGCAAAGAAUGAGAUACAACUGCGCGCUCGAGAAAGAAGUCAUUGAUUACGUAAGUACCUGCCCGUCAUCCAAAUCAGCUGAAUCCACACGACCUGAUGUGGGAGAAAAUUUCAUUCGAGUGCCUCAGGAGGGUUUGGCAACGUAUUUGCUUGCCGCUCAGAAGGCGGUAACUUCUUGGUGGAAGGUGAUACGCAGCGAAGAGGGUCCCGGUAUGCAAGUUUAUUUCCGACAAAAGCAUGUUGGCACUCCAAUUGAAUCUUUUACACAGAUGGGGUGGUCCACGUCUCGCAAGCUCGGUUGUGCUGUCGCAAAAUGCGGUAGCGAUUAUGUCGCGGUUUGCCGAUAUUCUCCCAGAGGUAAUUAUGUGGAGCAGGUUAUCUACAAAAAAGGAACACCCUGCACAGGUUGUGCACCUGGCUCUUGGUGCACGGAAGAUGCACUGUGCACUCUCGAAUGA